This is a messenger RNA of Knipowitschia caucasica, 1155 nucleotides long. Lineage: Eukaryota; Metazoa; Chordata; Actinopteri; Gobiiformes; Gobiidae. The record is from the annotation of a GenBank genome assembly.
AUGGAACAGAAAUGGAAACUUAUGCUCACCAACUCUUUCUUCCGGACUCUCAGCCAUGUGGCUGACUUCAGUGAAUUAAUCGGGCUUCAGCAUUAUAUGGGUGUGAUGUAUCUGAUUACUCUGAUUGAGAAAGUAGUUCCAUUGUCAGAUGAACACGUCCUUGUGAUGGAGGAGUCGUUUGCAGGAGUGGAAGUACUUGUGUAUCAGCCACAGCAGAAAACAGACGGCAGUGAUCUCAGAACAGCCAUGGUUUACCUGCAUGGUGGAGGCUGGUGUCUCGGCAGUCCUAGAAUGAGCCCUUAUGACCUCUUGGCCAGGAAAAUCGUAAUGGAUUUGAAUGCUGUUGUUCUCUCUGUGGACUACCGUCUUGCUCCUCCAAACCACUUCCCUGUCCCAUAUGAGGAUGUGUACCGUGUUGUCAAGCAUUUCCUCCAGGAGGAGGUGCUGGCUCUGUAUUCUGUGCACCCAGGACGUAUCGCAGUGUCUGGGGACAGUGCAGGAGGAAACCUGGCAGCUGCAGUCACGCAGCAGUUGCUGAAUGAUCCAGAGCAACAGGUUCACUUCAAGGCCCAAGGUCUCCUGUAUCCCGUGAUGCAGGCCCUGGACCUCAACACUCCAUCAUACCAGCAGAACCAGGACAUGCCCCUCUUGCCACGUACCCUCAUGGUGCGUUUCUGGAGCGAGUACUUUACCACUGACAAAAGGCUGUUCCAGGCUAUGAUGGCCAAUACGCAUAACAGUCCUGAGUCUUCCACUCUCCUGAAGUUUGUCAACUGGAGCGCUUUUUUACCUGAUAAGUAUCAUAAACAUUACAAUUACAGUGAGCCGGUGGUGAUGCAGGCAGACGGUAAAGCGGUACCCGAGAAUGGACACUGGCGCUGGAUUGCAGAUCCCAGAGCGUCGCCCUUGUUGGUUCCAGACAGUGCUCUGCGUGUUCUUCCAAAGACCUACGUUCUGACCUGUGAGUUUGACGUCCUGCGAGACGACGGGGUCAUGUACGUCAGUCGUCUGCGCGCAGCGGGAGUGGACGUGACACAUCAACACUAUGAAACAGGAUUUCACGGAGCCAUGAUGUUCACUGUGUGGCCGACUGACUUCCAGAUUGCACAUCUAAUGACUGAUCAUUUUGUCAAAUGGUUACAAAUGAACUUGUAA